Haliotis rubra (blacklip abalone) is the source of this 3050-nucleotide messenger RNA. RefSeq names its product oocyte zinc finger protein XlCOF6-like. Gene Ontology annotation, molecular function: RNA polymerase II transcription regulatory region sequence-specific DNA binding; DNA-binding transcription factor activity, RNA polymerase II-specific. Lineage: Eukaryota; Metazoa; Mollusca; Gastropoda; Lepetellida; Haliotidae. Gene Ontology annotation, biological process: regulation of transcription by RNA polymerase II. Bases 743 to 3007 code for a protein of 754 amino acids. Gene Ontology annotation, cellular component: nucleus. The transcript has 4 exons. The record is from RefSeq and is a predicted model, not a curated record.
UAAUACAUAAGUAAGAGCACUUCCUCAUAUCUGUAUACAAGCCUGUCAAUCCAUACUCUGUUCAUCACUUCCUUGAUGACGGUAAUAGAACACACACCCAAACGUCCCUCCUGUAAUAAAGAACUUGUUCAUGCAUGUAUUUUAUCCAUGCUUAAAGUACCCCAACUUCUCAAUUCCUCUCAAAUACGUUAUUCUCUAGAAGUAGGAGUAGAGUCGGAGAUGAGAGUGUCAUGGUUAAAACUAUCACUGGUUUGUCUGGUCCAGGCCGGAUCUCGUCACGUGCCGCUGUGCCGAACACCCACAGAAAUAAUUUACAGUUUUGCAAAGAGAAUCCAAGGAAAUUCUAUAAUUUCGAGCUCUUACCAUCCAAUCGAGACAGUUGCAGGUUCUCGAAUAGUUACACAAUGAUCGAUCCCUUAACCGGAAGAGGGUAAUUGGAGGCUCCACACGAAUACUCCGCCAUGUCAAAUUACCAAGGGUGAAAUCUGCGAUAAACAGCUCAUAUACGACAACACUAUGGCCAAGCAGUCAAUUUCGACUAUACAAGAAAAGAUUGUUGGCAUAGAAGCUGUUUUCUCCACACUUGGAUCAGGGGAACGGGAGAAUGCUGUGGGCUUGCUGGAGGAAUACCUGCAGAAACUCCGAGGUCAGAUCAAAACUCCGGAAUCCAGUCAAACUGAAACCCGUGCUGUGAAGGCGGAGACUGUCCCCGUGAAGACAGAGAAAGAUCAUCAGCAGGAGGAUGGAGCGAAGACGUCAGGGGACGUUUCAAAAGUCACCAAAUCCCCGGAGAAAACAGAAUGUUGCACCUCCAGUUCAUAAACCAACUGAAGAAGUUAAAGUGUCGUCGCGAGGAAGGAUGACAAAGUUGCGUCAAAGUUAUGCUGACUCUGACUGUGAGGAUGAUGUUGCUAGUUUUGAAGAUGUACCUAAACCCAAACCAACGUCCAACAAGCGGGGAAGGCCGCCUGGCACUGGGAAAACCAGACAGUCAGCUGUGGUGAAGAUGGAGGUGAAGAAGGCAAUGGAGGCAGACGAUACAGAGCCGGAUGAUAAACCUGACACACUUGGAUCUCGGAGAAGGGGAAGGAAAAAACGUAAAAUCAAAUCCAUAUUUAAUACAUCAAAAGCAAAGCGACUCUAUGUUCAAAAGAAGAAGUUUGUGUGCAAAGCUUGUGGGAUGGAGUUUAAACAUUACAAAUCAAUGGCUGUUCAUAUUCGAUCACAUGGCAACAAUCUCCUGUCCUGUCGACACUGCCAACGGGAGCUGCAAAAUGAGGUAGAACUUCUGCAUCACGACUGUCAGACUCUCUCUGCCAUCAGUUAUACAUGUCCCUCAUGCGGUGAGAAGUUCACAAAGAAAAAGCAUUGCAAGGUGCACAUGUUAGAAAAACACAACCUGAAGUACAACAAGGUGAUGGGGCGAAGCACAAAGAACAUCUGUCGGUUCUGUAACAGGACAUUUGUGAGGAAGGUGUCCCUCUUCAUGCAUUAUAAGACCCAUGCUGAGACUUCAUUUGUGUGUUUGAAGUGUGGAGAGAUAUGUGAAGACUUUGCCAUAUAUACGGAACAUAUGCUUGAACACGACAAGGCCGCAUCGUUUGACUGUGAUAAAUGUGGGGCAACGUUUGAGCGACAGCAGCAAUAUCUGCAGCAUCUGGUGGGUCACAGGAAGUAUGACUGCCCUGACUGUAACAUGUGCUUCACCCGGAACAAGGAGCUUCUGCGACACCGCCGCAUCAUCCAUGGCGACCUGCCACAACCAGAGCUGAAGAAGUUUGAGUGCUAUGUGUGUUUCAAGAAGUUUCAGCGUCCCAUGCAGUUGGAGAUCCACAUGAGGAUACACACAGGGGAGCGGCCACUAGAGUGUGCCACAUGUCAGCUGUCGCUCCGGACAACCAAGGCCCUUGCUAAACACCGACAGACCUACAAUCACUGUCUGAAGGCUGGACUCUCCACACAGGAGAAGAAGUAUCUGUGUUCAGAAUGUGGCAAAGCUUACUUCAGGAAACAGGCUCUGCAGCGCCACAUCCGUUACCACACAGGGGACAAGCCCCACACCUGCCAGUAUUGUGGCUACAAGUGUCGCGAACAGAAUAACCUCAAGCGGCACAUUGCACUUCACUUUGAGAAUCUUCGCAACUUCAUCUGUGAAGUGUGUGGUGCUGCCUUCCACGCCAAGAAGACGCUGGAGAUGCACCACAAGUACAAGCACACCGAGAUCCGGGACUUUCCGUGCCAUGAGUGUCACAUGUCCUUCAAGGCUAAGAAUGCCCUUAGGCGCCACAUCAAGACACAUGAGAAGACGAAGGACCAUAAGUGCUGGUGUGGCUCGGCAUUUGGGCGCAUGUACAAUCUCCGACGUCACAUGAGGAUGGUGCACGGCGAUGAAGAGUCACUUCCACCCGUUAGAAAAGUCGCAGUCCUUGAUGCUGCGAAUGCGAUCAAACAGGCAAUAAAAUCUCCUCCAGCCAAGAAACGAAUGUACAAACUAAAGCAAAUACCAAUCGUUACUUCUGUGACCUCUGUGGCUCCUGACCAUGAGACCAUUAUUAUGAAUGUCGUUUCGGACCAGAUGACGGAUGCAGCUCACAGCUCGCAAGCUCCCAUAUACAGCCUUCCACAGCAGCAACAGCAGCAGCAAGUAGCGUCACACAUGGGGGAGGAACAACAGCAGCAGCAACAGCAACAACAACAGCAGCAGCAGCAGCAGCAUAAUAUGGUCUAUGAAACAGUGACUAUGCAGCCGUCCAUGGUGGCAUACCAUCACAAUGCCCCUCCUCCCCCACCUAUUGGUGCAGAAACUGUAGUGGACAACCGGGCCCAACAGCAACAGCAGCAACAACAACAGCAUCAGCAGGCUGACUACUACAACAACCCAAGCAUGCUGGAAGCCCAGGCCAAUGACUACAAUAACCCUUACAUGUACAUACAGAACGUCCUCCUGCCAUCAGUAGCGAUGGCCGGGCUGCUUGAUCUGUCCCACGCUCCUCCACCCAAACAAUGAUAAACAGACAACUUUUCUCCAGAAAAAAACAGUUUCCUUCAAA